Molecule: messenger RNA, 1158 nt
Organism: Caenorhabditis remanei
Lineage: Eukaryota; Metazoa; Nematoda; Chromadorea; Rhabditida; Rhabditidae
Exons: 9
Coding region: 1-1158 (385 amino acids)
Source: RefSeq, a predicted model, not a curated record
AUGAGUAUACACAUCCAAUCGGCAUCGAAUUCUAGAGGAUAUGUAACGUCGAAAGAAAUGUUGAUGACUUAUAUUCAUAAUAUGGCUAAAGCAGAUAUCAGGAAACUGCUGAGACCUGUGAAGGAUGGACUUUUGACUGAAAAUACAAUGUUUCAUAUGAAUACGCAAAAUUUUUCCGUUGACCACGUGGUUGUUCCAAUUUCGAUUACCGAUUUUCUCAAAGAGCUCGAUCCAGAAUGGAUGAGAUGGAUUCAUAAAGCUCCCGGUGAAGGUGACCUUGAGGAAAGACGUUAUGCUCCUCACGCAACCUAUGAUUAUCAUGGAGAUCACGUGGACAGUGAUGUGAUUUUAGAUUAUGUUACUGGAAUGGAUAAACAUCAGAAACGAGCAUUAUUGAACCUGAUUCGAGAAGGUGUUCUAACAGAUGAAUGUUUCAUUAAUAUAUCUACACACGUUGGUCCAGAACGAGUACAGGUACCGAUGCCAAGAGUUGUUGAAGCUAUGCGCAUAAUUCAAGAAGGCGAGAAAGAUCUCCAGAGAGAGAAGCCUACGUUACUGAAAAUAGUUACAAUGAAACAUUAUUCAUCUGCAUCUUUUGACAACCAUUAUCGCGCAGAUCUUCAAGUGAGAAGUCUGACAGCGGCAAGGUUUACUAUGCCCAUUUGGUACACCAUACUUUUUUCAUUGAUGACAUUGGCCACAUUUGCUUCACACAUUUGGUCCCAAGUUACAAAUUUCUCUGGGUUGCAAGAAAACUUGUCGAUGACACUUCCCACAAUCAUUUUGGUGGUUUCAAGCCUUCUCAUUGGUAUGUUAUUAUACUUCAAUAUAUACAUGGUUGGAUUUUUAUGUUGUUGUGAAAACAACUUUUCCAAUCGUUUGGUCAUUAAAGAUCUCGACUACAAAACUCUCUAUGUGCAUUUUUGUGAGCUGAACAAGGUUGAAAUCCGGAUAUACUUUGUUAAAGGUUUACAAUUUAUCCUUUUGUGGUACACGGUGCUCUUGACAGUGUAUGUACAUGAGAAUGAUUUGAACAUCUAUCCAGCACUAGUUUGUGUUUUAACCAACGGAUUCGGAUUGAUGUUAUUUGCAAGAAUGGCUGAGUUUUUUCGGAGGUGUCGGAGAACAAGAGAUGGGACUGCCAUCGCUGCAAGAUAG